Trichomonas vaginalis G3 is the source of this 372-nucleotide messenger RNA. RefSeq lists its product as uncharacterized. Lineage: Eukaryota; Parabasalia; Trichomonadida; Trichomonadidae. The transcript has a single exon. The coding region runs from base 1 to 372 and encodes 123 amino acids. The record is from RefSeq and is a predicted model, not a curated record.
AUGUUGUCCAUUGCUACUGUCAGUAAAAGUACUGCUACUGUCAGAAAAAGUACUGCUACUGUCAGUAAAAGUACUGCUACUGUCAGUAAAAGUACUGCUACUGUCAGUAAAAGUACUGCUACUGUCAGAAAAAGUACUGCUACUGUCAGUAAAAGUACUGCUACUGUCAGUAAAAGUACUGCUACUGUCAGUAAAAGUACUGCUACUGUCAGAAAAAGUACUGCUACUGUCAGUAAAAGUACUGCUACGAGCAGUAAAAAGGAAAAUUUGAGAGGGUUUUCGACGAUAAAGUACUGCUACUGUCAGAAAAAGUACUGCUACUGUCAGAAAAAGUACUGCUACUGUCAGAAAAAGUACUGCUACUGUCAGUAA